Striga asiatica is the source of this 372-nucleotide messenger RNA. The record is from the annotation of a GenBank genome assembly. NCBI's taxonomy places the organism in Eukaryota, Viridiplantae, Streptophyta, Magnoliopsida, Lamiales, Orobanchaceae.
AUGGCUCGAGACCCAUUGGAGUUUAGUGGCUGGGAUUGCCGAAUAAAGAUCAGCCCCGAAUAUCUCAUAUUUGAAUUCCUUCGUCCCGACUCGAAGCUAGUGAACAAAUGCUCAUUCGAUGCGCCAAUGGCUUGUACAGUGGAGCUUGAUUUAGUAACAUUUUCCCAAUUCAAAGUCUCCUUAACAAAACCCUUGUCCAGAUCAAGAAUCUGCAGGCCUGAGAAAUCGGUGGCUCCGGCUGCCGCCAGCUCAGGGGAUAAGGCCAGAAGUGAGUCAACGGCUGUGAAUUGGGUCAAGACCGUCGAUUUUCGCCUCAAGGACCAGUCGAAAGAUGUGAUUUUGCUGCCGUGGGCCACGUGCAGGGAGCCGUGA